AUGGAUAGCAUGUUUUACUAUGCAAAUGCCUUCAACAACGGCAUUGGUGGAUGGAACACCUCAGCCGUGAAUUCCAUGAGCACGAUGUUCGAAGGUGCAGUUGCCUUCAACCAGGACAUUGGCAGCUGGGACACCUCAAGCAUCACAAGCAUGGGCAGGAUGUUCUACGGUGCAAGGGCCUUCAACCAGGACAUUGGCGGGUGGGACACCUCAAGCGUCACCAGCAUGGGCAGCAUGUUUUCCUGGGCAAGCGCCUUCAACCAGGACAUUGGCAGCUGGGACACCUCCAGCGUCACGAACGUGGAUAGCAUGUUUUACUAUGCAGGCGCCUUCAACCAGGACAUUGGCAGCUGGGACACCUCAAGCGUCACAAGCAUGGAAUGGAUGUUCUGCGGAGCAAGCGCCUUCAACCAGGACAUUGGCAGCUGGGACACCUCAAGCGUCGCAAGCAUGGACUGGAUGUUCUAUGGGGUAAGCGCCCCAAGCGCCUUCAACCAGGACAUUGGCAGCUGGGAGACCGCAAGAGUCAAAAGCAUGCAGAGCAUGUUCAGGGAUGCAGUUGCCUUCAACCAGGACAUCGGUAGGUGGGACACCUCCAGUGUGAUAAACAUGGACAGGAUGUUCAGCGGGGCAGCUGCUUUCAACCAGGACAUUGGCAGCUGGGACACCUCAAGCGUCACAAGAAUGAUUGGCAUGUUCAAAAGUGCGAGUAGUUUCGACCAAGAUAUCGGAGGAUGGGAUACUUCAAAUGUCAAAGACACGAGCUACAUGUUCCAAUUUGCGAGCGCCUUUAACCAGGCGCUAUACACGUGGGAUGUUGCAGGCGCCCUCACCACAGCCAUGUUCGAAGGUGCGGUGCUUUUUGAUGUGUCGCCCUGCGGUGCUGGCAUGACAUCCGCACAGAAUGGACUCGGCUGCAGAACAUUCCCGGCAGGGCGUUUCUCCUCUGAAGAUUCUGACACUUGCGAACAGUGUGGCCCGAACGAGGUGCCACUUCCGGACCUGAGUAGGUGCAUGGCUUGUUCAGCUUCCCAGUAUGCACCGCGAGGUUCGCAGACAUGUUUGCCCUGUCAGUGGCCUCUCCUGGUUGUGGAAGAAGGCUGUGCAUGGUGGCACCUGCCCGCAGCUGCAGGGUGCCUUGCCUUAUUGAUUGUGAUCUUGGGCUUCGUGUUCUCAUACCGUCGCACGAGGAGGGCUGCGAAAGCCGAGAAUCUAAUGGCACAGCUAUUUCAAGACCUGUGGGAUGAAGGUCCAAAUACAGCCGUGCAGUACCAGAGGUUGCUCCGUGGGCUGGGGGUUGACAAGGCCACUGCUGCUGGGCGCAUCCAGGAAUUCCGCCGGCUGCAGAGCCAGAGAGGCGGCGUGAGCAUGAGUUACCUCCUCUCAUCCGACUUCCGUGACUUAGCACAAAAGCGCACAGGCCAAAGCGACCCCACCUUCAAUGAGAUGAAAGAUGCCUUCUGGUUGUCAGAUGACCCGAUAGGGCAGAAGGUGAUCUGCCCCCGCGAUGGUCGAGAGGGCUGCGCGCUCGUCGACUGGAUCCCGCGCCAGCAUCGGCGACAGCAAACUCACUUCAUGUCCUGGACGUGGCGAUACCACCUGUCGCAAAUUACAAGUGCUCUUGACAUGCACAGAAGUAGCAGUAGCAUGCCCGAGCAGAUGCCGGAGGAUGUGUUCUUCUACAUGUGUUUUUUCGUCAACAAUCAGUUUAGGAUUAUCGUGGAGGCCACUGGCUUAGGAAGCGACAAUCUCGAGGAGGUGUUCGAAAGCAACUUACGACGAAUCGGUCGCAUGAUCGCCAUCCUAGACACUUGGGAUGAACCUGUGUACUUGACGCGCAUCUGGACUGUGUACGAGCAGUUCGUGGCAUCCAAAUCGGGGAUUGAGGUGAGGUUUGCAAUGCCCCAGCAAGCUUCCGAGUCGCUAGAGCUGCAAGUAAGUCGCGGACGCGAAGGUAUCAACACUGUGACGAAGUCGGUGAGCUGCGUUGAUGCGAUGAAUGCGCGCGCAUGGAAACAGGAGGACGAGAUGAAGGUGAAGCUACUCAUACAGCAGACGGUGGGCUUCAAGCAUGUCAACAAUCAUGUGACCGAAGUCAGGGCGACAUGGAUCGGGGACGUGGUUCGAGACAAAGUUCAGCGCGAAAUUGAUUCGGACCGCACCGGAAGCUUGAUGGAGUCGUAUACCGAUGUCUCCUUAAAGGACGACUACUUAGAGGUUUGA
Messenger RNA from Symbiodinium sp. CCMP2456, 2223 nucleotides. The record is from the annotation of a GenBank genome assembly. NCBI's taxonomy places the organism in Eukaryota, Dinophyceae, Suessiales, Symbiodiniaceae.